Messenger RNA from Penicillium lagena, 1341 nucleotides. Its product is annotated as metal-dependent hydrolase family protein. Gene Ontology annotation, molecular function: hydrolase activity, acting on carbon-nitrogen (but not peptide) bonds. The record is from RefSeq and is a predicted model, not a curated record. Bases 1 to 1341 code for a protein of 446 amino acids. The transcript has a single exon. NCBI's taxonomy places the organism in Eukaryota, Fungi, Ascomycota, Eurotiomycetes, Eurotiales, Aspergillaceae.
AUGGCACCUUCGCGGUCAGACCUCGAGAACAUCAUUACACCGUGGAAAAAGCCUCCUCACAAAAAUUAUGUCUUCAGUUCCGCGAAUGUGAUUGAUCCAAUUACUGGCAAUGUAAUCGAGAAUGCGACUCUUCGGCUCAGAAACGGGAUUGUCUCCUCAAUCUCGGGACCUGAACAUAGCGAGGACGAUGACAUGGCGGCGAUUCGAAUUGAUUUGCGGAACAAAUACAUCUGUCCCGGCCUGAUAGAUUGUCAUGUCCACCUAUCGGCUGUUCCCGGUGCGAGUACUCUUCAUGAAAUGAAAGGCCUCAGCGCUCCUCUCGGCUUACUGAGGCAGCCACAUGUGUGCCAGUCAAUGCUUGAUCGUGGAUUUACAACAGUCCGUGACUGUGGGGGUGCAACUUUGGCACUCAAGCAAUCCAUUCAAGAGGAUAUUAUCGCUGGACCUAGGCUUUUCAUUGCAGGCCAUGCCCUUUCUCAAACUGGUGGCCAUGCAGACUCGCGCGGUCCGCAUGAUGCUUCUGAGUGCUGCGGUGGUCACCUCCUUGGUAUAGGACGUAUUGUGGAUGGCACAGAACAAUGUCUCAAGUUUGCUCGGGAAGAGCUUCGCCAGGGAUCCGAUUUCAUCAAAAUCAUGGGGGGCGGAGGGGUCGCUAGCCCUACUGAUCGAAUCGAUCAUCAACAGUUCUCUCCCGAGGAGAUAAGGGCCAUUGUGACGGUAGCAGAGAAUGCUGGAACAUAUGUCACUUCUCAUGCCUAUACACCUAAAGCCAUUCAAGGUGCUAUCAAUCAAGGCGUGCGAGGCAUUGAACAUGGUAAUCUUAUCGACGAAUCAACUGCACGACUUAUGGCAGAAAAGGGCGUUUUCCUUACGCCGACUCUCGUUACGUAUGCUACUAUGGCAUCUCCAGAAUUUGCCGGAUUUCUACCCCCGGCCUCUGCUAGAAAAAAUAAGGAGGUAUUGGAGAAAGGGCUCCACGCCAUCCAGGUGGCAAAAAGGGCUGGGGUCACUAUAUGCUUCGGUACUGAUCUUCUUGGGCCUUUACACUUUGCUCAGAGUCGAGAAUUCCGCCUUCGAAGCAGUGUACAGAGUGCGUUGGAAAUUCUGCAAAGCGCCACCAUCAAUGCAGCGCGAAUGCUUCGGCAGGAGAACUUCCUAGGACAGGUUGCACCAGGUUUUGCUGCUGAUCUACUGAUUUUGAACAAAAAUCCUUUAGAGGAUAUCACCGUCUUGGAUCAACCCGAGCAUCAUGUACUCGCAACUUUCAAGGAUGGUCGGGUGGUCACUUCUCGCUGGUCUAAGCUCGCUGUGGAAGAGAAAACCAUGGCACAGAUUGAGUAG